AUGUGGCCCAACAAUCCUUUUCUUCGUGGACUUCUCUUUCUGCUCGUGGCCUUGACCUUCUACAUGGUAUUGCGAGUUCCGAUGGAACGAUUGCCCCAAGAGAUGAUACAAGUUCUUCUCAAGCACUCGCGUGAACGUGGAUAUGAAAGAAUGGAGCGUGUUUUACUCGUGAUUCAGAGUAUGACCCAUGAGAUGAUGAGGCUAGACAAUCAUCCCGAUGAAAUGAAACAACAACCACCACAACCACAACAAACUCCAUCAUCCAUGAAUGAUUCUCUUCUCAUCUCGGAAAUCAUUCAAAACAACAAUACUCAAUGCCAACAAGAAUUGAUCACACACAUCAUCACGCUCAAUUAUGCUACGGAAUUUUACUCGAGUUUAUUGUCCAAUUCGGGUUCUCAGAGUGAGCACGAACAAAAGGCUUCUCGCAUCGUACAAGACCUCAUUACGGAAUAUGCCAACACCACCACAGACAAGUGCGGUACAAAUCAUUCCAUUCCAAUACUUAGUUUGGGAAUUCAAUUGAACUCGAGGAAGAAUUGA
This is a messenger RNA of Naegleria fowleri, 543 nucleotides long. RefSeq lists its product as uncharacterized. Lineage: Eukaryota; Heterolobosea; Eutetramitea; Acrasida; Naegleriidae. The transcript has a single exon. Bases 1 to 543 code for a protein of 180 amino acids. The record is from RefSeq and is a predicted model, not a curated record.